This is a messenger RNA of Betta splendens (Siamese fighting fish), 3018 nucleotides long. It is a transcript of the gene olfml2ba, whose product is annotated as olfactomedin-like 2Ba. Lineage: Eukaryota; Metazoa; Chordata; Actinopteri; Anabantiformes; Osphronemidae. The coding region runs from base 257 to 2866 and encodes 869 amino acids. Gene Ontology annotation, biological process: signal transduction. The record is from RefSeq and is a predicted model, not a curated record. The transcript is spliced from 8 exons.
CGCGUCCUGGCAGCAGAUGCCGCUGCGCGCGCAGGGAGCGCACGGUUCCUCAGUCUGAUCAGCCUCCUCUCACCGACACUGAAGACAAGGAUGCGAUCUCGCUCUGAAGCUUUAUGCCGCUCCCGGAUGCUGUUUUGGAUGCGCCUCUGACUUUGAAGCCUGUAGGUUAUGACCUCUUCCAGGCAGCUACAUUAAUCGGUGACUUUGCUCACUUGCAGCGUUGUUUUUCUUGCCGCUGCUCCGUGAGCCUCACAACAUGCAUAACUUAUGCGCCGUUAUCGUCCUGUGCUGUGCGCUUUUUCCGCGGGGCUCCGCUGCGCCAAAAGCUUCAGCCGCAAAUAUCACAUCACCAGUUGAGAGCAACGAGGAGCGAAAUGACAAGCUGCAGGAGGAGCUAGACGGCCAGGAGAGCAUCCUCUCCAAGCUGCUGGGUGAUUAUGACAAAGUGAAAGCCCUGUCGGAAGGCUCUGACUGUCGGUGUAAAUGUGUUGUCAGACCCCUGAGCAGGAGCGCCUGCCGGCGGAUAGACGACGGGAGCGCCACUGCGCAGGACUUCUACACCGUGGAGACUAUCACAUCUGGCCCGGAGUGCAAGUGCGCCUGCAUCGCUCCUCCGUCGGCGGUCAACCCAUGCGAGGGGGAGUUCAGGCUGAAGAAACUCGUGGACGCUGGGAAGGAGAAUGUUAAGCUGUCGACCAUCCUCGAGCUGCUGGAGGGAUCCUUUUAUGGCAUGGACCUGCUGAAGCUGCACUCCCUCACCAGCAAGCUCCUGGAUCGCGUGGAUCACAUUGAAAAGGCGGUGUCUCUGGCCCGCACCACGGCGGAGGCGAAGCCCCAGGAGAGCCCUCGGGUUCCGACAGACGUGACUGAAGCGGCACCCGCGGCCUCGCCCCGACAGCAUCCUGACAAGAGGAGGCCCGGUGAGGCAGCAGCAGGUGAAAGGCCAGAGGGAAAGUAUGAGAAGAACUCACCUGUCGUAGCAACAGAUGGUUCUGAUCAGAUCAUUGAGGUCAAAGCGCUGGUGCCUGUCAGAAACGUGGCCAGCGAUGAGGCUCUGCAGUCAUCGAGAACGGGUCCCAACGGCAUGAUCGUCAGAGGAAUGACCUUCUAUAAAUCUGAGCCGGAUCCCAUGGUGGCGGACGACGGGGAGCCUGGAGAGAACUUCUUUGAGUAUCAUGGAUUCAGCGGCGACGGCCCCAUCAACCUCUUCAUUGAGGAGAACCUCCUACAACACAAAGCGCCCCGCCCCAGAACCAGGUACCGACCAAAGACGCCGACGCCCUUGCACGAGGCCAAGAAGAGCAGCCAGUCUGCAAAGUCCAAAGACGCCGAGUUCCCAGGAGGUCAAAACGAGGUCAUUAGUGAAAGUAGGGAAGCGGUGGCUGCGUCUGCGUUGGUUCAGAGUGACAGGAAGAGAGUCACACCCGGUCCGACGGUGUCUGGUCCAAAGGACUACGCUGCAGGUGAGCGAGUCAGCAAGUGGCCGGUCCACAUGAUGGACGAGCCGCCCGGCACCUCACGAUUCAGCGCUGGUGAAGAAACCACCACGGCUGCAGCUCAGAGCAGCCACAGCUCCUUCAAGUCAACCACAGGGAAACCCCUCCACUCGACAGGAGCUCCACCGACAACCACAGGCAGCCCAGCAGCUGGACCAGGCUCACCGGCACCAGGUCCAAACACAGCUGGGAGCCCAGCAGCUGGACCAGGCUCACCGGCACCAGGUCCAACCACAGGCAGCACAGCAGCGCUCCCAGCGGCCGUCACCACAUCCUCCGCUCACACUCACUCCACAGCAGCUGCCACAACGUCUACCUCCAGCCACGCCGCUGCCGGGUCGCCGGGGGGAGGAACCGGAGCCACUCUGCCCACUCUGCCCACCGCUGCCCCCCAGACUACCUCCACAGCUCCCAGCAGCAGCUCCACCGCCGCCACCACUGUCACCACCACUACCAGGCAGGUCUCUCAAGCCAAGCGCAAGUACAGAAUCAGCUGGGACGAGGCAGAUGUGGACGAUCGACAGCUGGAACUAGAUGAGCCGACGCGAAGGCAGGAGAAAGGCCUUCCUAAAAAACCUGAGGAGUGUAAGGACACGUUGGCAACCAUCUCCGAGCCAGUAACUCACAACACCUACGGCCGGAGCGAGGGAGCGUGGAUGAAGGACCCCAAGUCUGACCACGACAAGAUCUACGUGACGAACUUCUACUACGGAAACAACCUCUUGGAGUUUCGCAACCUGGAGGUGUUCAAGCAAGGACGUUUCACCAACUCCUACAAGCUUCCGUACAACUGGAUCGGCACCGGCCACGUGGUCUACGACGGGGCCUUCUACUACAACCGCGCCUUCUCCCGCGACAUCAUCAAGUUUGACCUGCACCACCGCUACGUGGCCGCCUGGACCCUGCUGCACGACGCCCUCUUCGAGGAGUCCUCGUCGCCGUGGGAGUGGCGCAGUCACUCCGGCAUCGACUUCGCCGUGGACGAGAGCGGGCUGUGGAUCAUCUACCCGGCCCUGGACGACGAGGGCUUCCUGCAGGAGGUGAUCGUGCUAAGCCGGCUCAACCCCUCGGACCUCGGCAUGCAGAGGGAGACCACGUGGAGGACGGGGCUCCGGAGGAAUCGCUACGGCAACUGCUUCGUCGUGUGCGGCGUCCUGUACGCUGUUGACAGCUACAACCAGCAACACGCCAACCUGGAAUACGCCUUCGACACGCACACAAACACUCAGAUGAUUCCCAGGAUGCCCUUCACCAACAACUACACCUACACCACACAGAUUGACUACAAUCCUAAAGAGGGGGUUCUGUAUGCGUGGGACAAUGGACACCAAGUCACAUACAAUAUUAAGUUUGCAUAUGUAGACCCUUAGUAAAUGUUGGAGUAGAUGUGUAAACUCUGCUUUGAAUGGAUUGUAGAUCAGUCCACAUGGUCAAUGAAGGGGAACCAAAUGUACAUAAAUAUAGUUUAGCAUAUUGUGCUUAUGUCAUCAUGUUUUAUCUGAAUAAACAAAAAUAUGACACA